This is a messenger RNA of Colletotrichum phormii, 1062 nucleotides long. Its product is annotated as short-chain dehydrogenase. The coding region runs from base 1 to 1062 and encodes 353 amino acids. The transcript has 2 exons. NCBI's taxonomy places the organism in Eukaryota, Fungi, Ascomycota, Sordariomycetes, Glomerellales, Glomerellaceae. The record is from RefSeq and is a predicted model, not a curated record.
AUGCCUUACAUUCCCAAACUGCCUCAGAUCCCCAACCGCUACGCUGCGGCCCAUGCCAAUCCCCAGGGUGAAGGCGAUGCUCGCCCGACUGCGCUUCAAAUCAUCGAAGAUGAGGGUCUAAUUGGCAAGCUAGACGACAAGGUGGCAUUAGUCACUGGCGGCACCAACGGCAUAGGCCUCGAGAUCGUUCGGCAUCUAGCCAAGACCGGCAUGAGGGUUUUCUUCACCUCGCGUAAUCUCGCGAAGGGCGAAAAACUCAAAGCCCAGCUGCAAAGCGAAGAUGCCGGCCUCAGACUAGAGGUUGUGGAAAUGGAGCUGAGUAGCUUGAAGAGCGUUAAGAAAGGCGCCGAACAUGUUCUAGAUAGUACUGUGCGAUUGGACGUUCUCGUCAAUAAUGCAGGCAUUGCGGCAACACCGCGUGGUUACACGGAAGAAGGGUACGAGCAGCAAUUUGGUGUCAAUUACCUCGCGCACUUCUAUCUCUUCCACCUUCUCAAGCCUCUUCUUCUGGACACGGCUGCGAACAAUAACGUGAACGUGCGGGUCGUCACCACCUCCAGCACAUCUCACACGGCCUCGACUGUCCUGCCGGAGAACAAUUAUGAUACAGCGAGCCCCAACGGCAAGGGCUACGAGCCUGGCGUAUCUUACGCCCACUCCAAUACGGCAAAGAUCUGGUUCUGCAACGAAGUCGAGCGCCGCUACGCAUCUGACGGUAUUCACGCCAUCAGCAUCCAUCCCGGUGGCUUCGGCAGUGGCUUGAUGGAGUCUUCAGACGAAGAGACUCGUAAGAUGCUGGAGAAACUUAUCCAGAUGCCUCACAUCAGAAAGGUGUGGAAGAGUGUUCAGCAAGGUGCUGCUACAAGUGUGCUAGCGUGUGUGGGCAAGCAGUACGAUGGCGUUGGCGGGUUCUACAUGGAGGAUUGUGGUGUUAGCAAGCCCAUUCCCGAUGAUACCAACUGGGCCGGAUAUGGAUUCAAGUCGUGGGCAUUUGAUGAAGAGGGAGAGAAGAAGCUCUGGGCUGAUUCAUUGAAAAUGGUCGGAUUGGAGGAUGAGCCCUAG